Messenger RNA from Epinephelus lanceolatus (giant grouper), 1606 nucleotides. It is a transcript of the gene olfm4.1, whose product is annotated as olfactomedin 4, tandem duplicate 1. Lineage: Eukaryota; Metazoa; Chordata; Actinopteri; Perciformes; Serranidae. Gene Ontology annotation, biological process: signal transduction. The record is from RefSeq and is a predicted model, not a curated record.
AGCCCCGAGGAUCCAGCUAUCUCAAUCAUAACAACUCUGACUGCACCAAGAAUGAUCGGCUCACUGUAUUUCUUAGCUCUGCUGAGCUCCACGUUGGCCUGGGGGCGUGUAGGCCUGUGGAGCGAAGGGAAUGCGAGGAAUGGGACAGGAGGUGAAAGCGGGGACAGGUGCACUUGUGAUGCCUUCUUGCCCAGUACUACCUUUCCUGUUAGAGACCUGGUGGUUGUGGAGCAGACGGCAGGGGAGAUCACACACAAACUGGAGCUGGAGAUGGGCAAGCUGGAGGACUACGAGACCAAACUGACAGCAUACUCAGAAAAGAUAAUAAGGCUGACGGCAGAAAUAGAAAUAAUGGAGAAGAAACCCGAUGCCUACAACGAUGCCGACAUGGAUGAGAUGAAGGUGAAGAUCAAACAAGUGGAGGCUCUGAUCAAAGAGCUGCAGCUCUCCAUCAAAGGCUCCACCACUGUCUUCGAGUCUUUGCGCGUAGAGAUCACAGUCAUGGUGGAGACCCUGAACAAGCUGGAGAAGGUCUAUGACAAGAAUCUGGUUCUGGCGACACGUCGGGAGUACAUCAAGGUGCAGCUGCAGCUAGAGGAGUGCGAGAGACGCCACCAGGAGCUUUUCAACCCCAACAUUGGUUCUUGUGCACACACAGGCAUCAUCAAGGUCAGCAAGCCCAUUGUGAGCCAGCUGAACGCCCAUCUCAACGCUGAAUACAAAUAUGGAGCCUGGGGAAAAGAUUCGAAGCCUGUCCCUGACAGAGAGUCCAUGUACUGGUACUCCGGGUACACCAGUGGCUCCAUUGUUGACGUUAAGUUCUACACUAACUAUAAGAACCUCAUUUUGAGAAACCACUUCCAGCAUCACAACUUACACAGCAGCUGGUAUGGCACAGGGAACAAUUUUGUAAUCCGCGAUAACACACUGUAUUAUCAGAUCAACAGCCCGUUCGGGUUGGCCAAACUGAAUUUCACCACCAUGAAAUAUGAGUCCAGGGUGAUUCCUAGGGCUAGCACCAGGUUCUCUUACACCAACUCCCCCAAUCAGAACUUUGACUUUGCUGCUGAUGAGAGCGGCCUGUGGGUGACCUACGCCACAGAGGAGUCCAGUGGCCGGAUGGUAAUUGCUAAAAUAAACGAGCCAUCUUUUGGGGUUGAGGAGGAAUGGCAGACUAGUGUCUAUAAGCCAGGGGUGAGCAAUGCCUUCAUGGUGUGUGGCGUUCUGUAUGCAGUCAGAACAAUUGAUAUCCAAACUGAAGAGAUCUUUUACAAGUAUGACACCAACACCAAAAAAGAGAGCUACAUCAACAUUCCCUUUGAGAGGUUCCAGGAUAAGUUUUCCAACCUGGACUACAAUCCCACUGACCAGAAGCUCUACAUGUACAAUGAUGGCUACUAUGUUAACUACCAUCUGUGGUUCAACCACACAGUUACAGCCACGGUGGAACCACCAUUUCUCCUUUCCUAAAAUGUCAUCUGUGAUUUAAUGAAGUAUCACACACAUUUAUGAAUGAAACAAUGAUUGUAUCUCUCUUUUUCCCUUGUAGUUCAUGUAGCGCAUCCUUAUUCUUGAUCGCCAAUAAAUUAUCUCAAGCAUCGAAAAA